CCUUGUCAAUUCUCACUUGAUUAAAUCACGCUCAUCAAACGUUCCACCGAACCCGACAUCUUCUCUCUCCUCUCCUCACCCUACCCCUUGUCUUCCGCCGCCUCGGCCCGUCUCCGUCCCUGCUCGUCGCCGGCCGCCUCCGCCGUCGCUGCCAAGGAUGCCAGAAGAAAAUUCGUCGAUUGGUCUUUCUUGGGCUCCAAAGGUGCCUCCUUUAACUAAUGGAAACAAAAACAGCUCCGAGAAAUCACGCGCUCCAGCGAAAGACUCUGUUUGGAGACCUGGCAAUGAGCUCGUGGACGGAUUGUUUGUUCCUCCCAGCGAUCCGCGAAAGCUGAAUAAAUUGCUGAAGAAAAGUGUUAAAGACACUGCUGGCGGAAGCUGGUUUGAUAUGCCUGCUCCUACUAUCACUCCGGAGCUAAAGAAAGAUCUUGAGAUUCUCAAGCUGAGGAGUGCUAUCGAUCCAAAAAGGCACUUCAAAAGGGGAGAGAAAUCGAAGGCCCUCCCGAAGUAUUUUCAGGUGGGUACCAUUAUUGAACCUGCAUCUGAGUUCUUCUCAGGCAGGCUGAAGAAGAAAGAGAGAAAGGCAACAUUGGCGGAUGAACUGCUAUCUGAUCAUGCAUUUAAGGCUUACAGAAAACGUAAGGUCCAAGAAAUUGAGGAGAAACGUCAACCUGGUGGUGUUGAUAAGUGGAAGAAUAAGGGCCGACAGACAUGGAAACGUGCCAAGCAAAGAAGGGAAAAAGCUGGUCAUUGAACUGAUUGCUUGGAUUCAAGAUAAGAGAGUGAUCUAUAGCUAAAUUCAUGCGGUAGCAAUUUUCUUCUGGAAACUCUGUUCUUUUAAGGAAUGGACACUGAGGGUAUAGAAAUACUCUAUAGCUUACUAGAGAUGUCAAAAAUUCUACAAUGGAGGUCCAAAUCAAAGAAAAUUUAAAGCAAGAUUGGUCUAAUUAGGUCAAGAUAAGUUCUCAUUGUCUUUCAAAUGUUAUCGAAUUUCACUAAUAAAGCAAUGUUUGUUCUAUAAA
Molecule: messenger RNA, 1022 nt
Organism: Phoenix dactylifera (date palm)
Lineage: Eukaryota; Viridiplantae; Streptophyta; Magnoliopsida; Arecales; Arecaceae
Source: RefSeq, a predicted model, not a curated record